Messenger RNA from Pochonia chlamydosporia 170, 696 nucleotides. Its product is annotated as preli/msf1 protein. Lineage: Eukaryota; Fungi; Ascomycota; Sordariomycetes; Hypocreales; Clavicipitaceae. The record is from RefSeq and is a predicted model, not a curated record. Gene Ontology annotation, cellular component: mitochondrial intermembrane space. Bases 1 to 696 code for a protein of 231 amino acids. Gene Ontology annotation, biological process: phospholipid transport. The transcript has a single exon. Gene Ontology annotation, molecular function: phosphatidic acid transfer activity.
AUGGUUCUGACACACACGACCGCGCAUACCUACUCUCACCCAUUUCCGACCGUCACCCUCGCCUACUUCCUCCGCUAUUCGUCCCCCAAGCUCAAUCCCUUCGCUGCACAUGUCCUGAGCACCGACACAAUCUCCAGCCAUGUCGACCCCGAGACGCAACGGCUGCACACGACCAGAAUCCAUCUGAAGAAGAGUCGUAUGCCUGGUGCGGUGUACAAGCUGCUCCCAGCUAGUGUGACAGGCGGCGGCAGUGCCGACAAGGCAUCAUAUAUCCUCGAGACGAGCGUCGUCGACAUCAAAGAGGGAUGGAUGCAGACCGAAAGCCGCAAUCUCAACUUCACAGGUGUCCUCUCCGUCAUUGAGCAGCAAAAUUUCAAGCUGCCCGCCGAGAAGGUGUCGAGCGAAACAGAUGUCACAACGUCCGUCAUCUUCCGGUCAAGGCUAGGCGAGAAGCUUCGUGGAAAGUUUGGCCAGGCCCAACAGGAGGGCGGUCUGCUGUCCGGCUUCAUCGGCGGCUGGGGCACCAAGGGCAUCCAACGAAGCAUCGAGAGCCUGGCCUCGACCAAGACGCUCGAUCAGUUGGGCAAGAGUCGUGACGGCAUGCGUCUUGUCCUUGAACGAAUUCGCAACAACGGUGUCAUUGGAGUUUUGGAGACUUUGCGACGGGAACGUCAGCGACAAGUAUUGGACGUUUGA